Gavialis gangeticus (Gharial) is the source of this 2764-nucleotide messenger RNA. RefSeq names its product ring finger protein 114 (gene RNF114). NCBI's taxonomy places the organism in Eukaryota, Metazoa, Chordata, Crocodylia, Gavialidae. Gene Ontology annotation, biological process: ubiquitin-dependent protein catabolic process; protein polyubiquitination. The coding region runs from base 42 to 716 and encodes 224 amino acids. The record is from RefSeq and is a predicted model, not a curated record. Gene Ontology annotation, molecular function: ubiquitin protein ligase activity. The transcript has 6 exons.
UGGCAUGCGGAAGUGCUUCGCGGAAGUGCAGGCGGCAGAACAUGGCGGGGGCUGACAACGGCUCCCGCUACCCGGCCGCGGCGGCGCCGCAAGACCCGCUAUCGCGCUUCCUCUGCCCCGUGUGCCUGGAGGUCUACGAGAGCCCCGUGCGGGCGCCCUGCGGACACGUUUUUUGCGCUCCAUGCCUGCAGGAAUGUCUUAAGCCGAAAAAGCCAGUGUGCGGAGUCUGCCGUAGUACCCUGUCUCCUGGCAGCACAGCUCUGGAUCUGGAAAAACAAAUUGAAAUGACAGAAACUGCUUGCAGUGGCUGCAAUAAAAAAAUGUACCUUUCAAAGUUACGCAGUCAUGCAGCUGCUUGUUCGAAAUACCAGAACUAUAUAAUGGAAGGUGUGAAGGCUGUAACUAAAGAACCACCUUGUAACACCAGGAAUGUUCCAAAUCGCUUUACCUUUCCUUGUCCUUACUGCAGUGAGAGAAACCUUGAUCAGGAAGGACUAGUUGAACAUUGCAAAAAGUACCACAUCAUGGAUGCAAAACAAGUGGUUUGCCCAAUUUGUGCCUCAAUGCCAUGGGGAGAUCCCAGCUACAGGAGUGCCAAUUUCAUGGAUCAUCUUCAGAGGCGGCAUCGGUUUUCCUAUGAUACUUUUGUGGAUUAUGAUGCUGAUGAAGAUGAUAUGAUGGCACAGGUUUUGCUACGGUCUUUGAGGGAUAAAUGAACUAAGUAGGAGAAAAACUGUAAUACCAAGCUUCCAUUAGGGGGAGUUCCCAGCAUCCCUGACACUUCUCCCUACACAGUCCAAGAUGAACUCAGGCAUCCAAAAAUAAAUAAGGAAGAUUUUUGAAGAGUCCCAGUCACCUGGCCUCAGCUCCUGAUCUCGCUCUACAUGUCAUUGCUUAACACUAACAAGACAGGCUUUUUUGGCUGCUGCUCAGCUGUGUCAGGCUAGUACUCUUGCUCCUUUCAUGCUAAGUUUAGCCAAUUGUCUCCUCUGUAUUUCUGUUGCCUCUUUUCAUUUUCCCCACCCUUGCAUCUGUCUGCUCGUUAUGUCCAUUCUUACUUGAUGAGAACAUAUGUGGUACCAGAGGAACUGCUAUUGAGAGGGAAUGGCCUACACUGGCAAGUGAAGAUUAUUUGGAAAAAAAAAAAAAAAUCUUAUCUUUAUGCUUCCUAAAUGUUGAUCAGAUACCUUGGCAUUUUUGGUCUAUGGAAGCUGUUAGUCUGUUAGAUGCAACUGUCAGAACUGGUUUGCAUUUGAGACUGCCUGGAAUGUCUGUGAUUACACAUUCUUUAGCAGCGUUUCUAAUGCUGGAAGUUGGUCUUUUAACUAAACUUAGUACACUGCCUCAAUGAUGAAUUUUUAAAACUUGUAUUUUCACUGUAGUUCUGUUCAUCUGCGUAAGAAACUUGUUCAUAAUACCUGGUUCAGUACCUGCAUGUUACGUACCAGCUCAAAUAAUCAUACUUUGGUUAAAACAUUUCUAGUCUAGAAAGUAAAAUUCUGCAUCCAAAAAUUCUUAGUUUAAAAAUCCACAUGAUUUCCAAUGUUGUCACAUGUAAUAAUUAUCUCAUGUCCUGAACUGACAAUUUAAGAUCUUUCCUAGAACUUAAGCUACUAAGCAUAACUUGCAAGCCUUCGCUUGAUAGAGGGAUUCAAAACUAAAACAUCUAGGAAUCCGAUUAGUUUUUUAAACUAAAAUGUGGUUAUUAGCUUCCAAUUCUUCUGUCCCUCAAGAUCGUCUGAUAGUAAAAUGGAUUAAUGAUCUUUAGCAUUUCGUAAGCAUUACUUGUGUUCUUACAAAUUCUACAAAAUAUUUUGAACCCCUGAGCUUCAUUUAAAUUAUUCAGCUAUAUUGUGAAAUAUUUAAGUGGAUGAUUCUGUAUUUAGAAUAUAGUGUUCAUAUAAUGUUUAUUAUAUAGGUAUUGUUUUUGAAAGGAACACCCGAAGAGUAGACAGGAAAGCAGAGACAUAACUCAAAAUGAUAUGCAAAGAUAAUGUACUUUCUACAUGUAUGAAUACAAUAGGCUGGUAUUACCUUCUAGAAAUCACUUUGGGUAUUGAGGCUGAAUAUUUUUAUUCACAAAUUAACAGCAAGGAACUUCAGGUUCGUGAGGUCCUAGCUAAGGCUUCUGUAUCCACUGGGCCUGCACACUAGUGUAGUGUAGCAUACAGAGCUAGCUUGAGUUCUCAAAGCAAGCUGUUUUAGCCUGCCAAGAAGCUCUGUUAUCUUCACACAGUGCUGGGCUCUGUAAUUUGACCAGACCUUCAAAUUGCUUUUUAGAACAGUAAAAAGUUCCAGCUCAAAGUGGCUUGUUUGAAGCUUGAGCUUGCCCAGACUGGCUGGGCAAACUAAGUAUAAACCAGUUCAUAUUGGGCUUAGUUUUCUUUCUUUUUUUUUUUUUUUGUCUUUUUAUGUGCUUUCACUCAUUUGGUAUGGACCAGUUUAGAUCCAUCAGAAGGUGCAAUCUACUUGAGAAUUGUGUGUCAAAUCCUGAAAACUUUUUCAUGCAAUGCUCUGAACAUGUACCAUGUGGUUUUUGGCAUUAUGUUCUGCAGAGAUUAUGGUCUCGAAGUGUUUGGGUAGAAGCUGUGGAAUUUGUGAAUUUUGGCUAGAGCCCAAAGUCACCACCUGACUCUAUUCCACAUUUCUUCUAGUAUUCUAAGUGCACUUCCAUGUCAUCUUGACAAUGUUUCUGAGAGCUAAGCAAUUAAAUUGUCUUGUUCUGACUUUUUGAAGACAAGAUAUCAAUAAAUUUCAUAUAAUU